Messenger RNA from Camelina sativa (false flax), 525 nucleotides. Its product is annotated as arabinogalactan protein 14. NCBI's taxonomy places the organism in Eukaryota, Viridiplantae, Streptophyta, Magnoliopsida, Brassicales, Brassicaceae. The record is from RefSeq and is a predicted model, not a curated record.
ACAAAUGUAAUUCACAAGCCACACAUCAAAAACGACAAUAAGCACCAAGAAAGUUUUCAACUCUCUUCAUUGCUCUCUCUGAGUUUCAAAUCCAAAAAAAAAAAUUACUAUAACAAUGGAGGCAAUGAAGAUGAAGCUUUUCGUGGCGGUUUUGGUUGCUAUGAUAGCGUUCUCCACGGUUCAGCAGACGGUUGCAGCGGUUGACGCUCCGGCUCCUAGCCCUACCUCCGAUGCUUCCUCAGUUAUCCCUACUUUCUUGGCCUCCGUAGCGGUGAUGGCCUUUGGGUUCCUCUUUUAAGAAGUUUCUUUCUUAAACUUGCUAUUUUAAGUUUAAUUGAAUUUGAAGUCAAAUCAACUAAUUGAUGUUUAAGUCCGGUUCUUGUUUGUUGUGUCUCUUUCAGUUCUUGACAUCUUGUAGUUGAUUGUUAUGUUGGUCAUGUUUGAUCUCUGUGUAUCUCUCUAUUAUGUAUCGUUGUUGGAUUUGACAUAAUUCGAAUAUCAAUAAUCAUUUAUCAUUAUUUAUUA